Molecule: messenger RNA, 2236 nt
Organism: Patiria miniata (bat star)
Lineage: Eukaryota; Metazoa; Echinodermata; Asteroidea; Valvatida; Asterinidae
Gene: pcca
Product: propionyl-CoA carboxylase alpha chain, mitochondrial-like
Exons: 21
Coding region: 43-2217 (724 amino acids)
Cellular component (GO): mitochondrion
Molecular function (GO): ATP binding; propionyl-CoA carboxylase activity; metal ion binding
Source: RefSeq, a predicted model, not a curated record
GCGAUCCAUGCGAUCGCCAGCAGCUAAUUAAACUACAGGAAAAUGGCAACUGGCUUCAGAACGUCUCGCAUUUUGCAGUAUUUGCGGGGGAUCGAGUACCCCAGAAGCAAAGUUGCAGUAGGCAGCAAGCUUCUGUACAGGCAUGCUCCGUGCGCUGCACUGUGGAGAAACCAUUCCAUCUACACGACCACAAAAAUCAACCCAGAUGAGCAGACUUUUGACAAGAUUCUCAUCGCCAAUCGCGGUGAGAUUGCCUGCCGUGUCAUGCACACCUGCCGCCUGAUGGGUAUUAAGACGGUGGCCAUCUACAGUGAGGCUGAUGCCAACUCGCUGCAUGUUGAGAUGGCAGACGAGGCGAUGUGCGUAGGCCCGGCAGCCUCCAGGGAGAGCUAUCUCAAUGUGGACCGCAUCAUGGAGGUCAUUCGAGAAACUGGUGCCCAGGCUGUUCACCCGGGUUACGGCUUCCUGUCGGAGAACAAAGACUUUGCCAAGAGGCUCGCCGAUGAAGGGGUGGUCUUCAUUGGUCCGGGAACCGACGCCAUCCGCGCCAUGGGGGAUAAGAUCGAGAGUAAGAUCCUGGCCAAGAACGCCGGGGUGCACACCAUCCCGGGGUUCGACGGGGUCAUCAAAGAUGAGGCAGAGGCCGUCAAGAAGGCUAAUGAGAUCGGUUACCCGGUUAUGCUUAAGGCGUCGGCUGGCGGUGGCGGGAAAGGAAUGAGAAUUGCUUGGAAUGACGAUGAAGCGAGAGAGGGAUUUCGUCUGUCAUCCCAAGAAGCAGCAUCCAGCUUCGGCGAUGAUCGUCUGUUGAUUGAGCGAUUCAUAGACGACCCACGACACAUUGAAAUGCAAAUUUUAGCCGAUAGCCAUGGCAACACAAUCUACCUUAAUGAGAGAGAGUGCUCCAUACAGCGUCGGAAUCAAAAAGUGGUUGAGGAAGCCCCAAGUACAUUUUUAGAUGAAGAGACUAGAAAGAGCAUGGGGGAGCAGGCUGUGCAGCUAGCUAAGGCGGUCAACUAUCUCACUGCUGGAACUGUGGAGUUUCUAGUUGACUCUCAGAGGAAUUUUUACUUCUUGGAGAUGAACACCAGAUUGCAGGUUGAGCACCCAAUCACAGAAUGCAUCACCGGAGUGGACAUCGUCCAGGAAAUGAUCCGUGCUGCCAAGGGCUAUCCGCUGCAGGUCAAGCAGUCCGACGUACUCAUCAGAGGCUGGGCUGUUGAGUGCAGGGUUUAUGCGGAGGAUCCUUACAAGGCUUUCGGCAUGCCAUCCAUCGGUCACCUGUACAGGUACCAGGAGCCCAAACAUGUCCCCAAUGUCCGGGUCGAUACCGGCAUCCAGGAGGGCAGCGAGAUUAGCAUCCACUAUGAUCCUAUGAUAUCUAAGUUGGUGACAUACGGGAAUGACAGGAAAGAAGCCUUGGAUCUGAUGGCCAGAGCCCUGGAUAACUACAUCAUUAGGGGAGUUACUCACAACAUCUCCCUCCUUCAAGAAAUCAUCGCUCAUCCACGCUUUGUGUCGGGAGACAUCGACACCAAAUUCCUGCCCACAGAAUACCCAGAAGGAUUCAAAGGGCAUCAACUCAACCUCAACGAUGAGAGCAUGCUAGCUGCUCUGGCCUGCUGCGUGUUUGUCAAGGAUGUGCUUAGGGCUCAAGAAUUUCUCAACCAGACCAGAAUUGUUCUUGCACCCACAAUGGAGCAGGAAUGGGUGUUGUGCGUGAAGGUGGCCGGCAACGAACAUGAGGCUACAGUCAGGGAAACGGACACAGGGUAUAAGGUUUCAAUUGGUGGAAAGGACAUCACCAUCGACGGCAAAUGGAAUCUCUCUCAAGAUAUCAUCUCACCGACCAUCGAUGGUGCCCAGCAUGAUAUGCAGGUGAUAUCCCAUGGCGCAACAGGAGCUAUGCAGCUACAGUACAGAGGCACUGUGUUUCCCCUGUCUGUACUGAGGAAGGAAGCGGCUGAGCUGCAAUCGUUGAUGCCAGAGAAAGUCAAACCGGACCAAAGCAAGGAGGUAGUGUCGCCCAUGGCAGGAAAGGUGUAUGCCAUUGAUGUCGAGGUCGGCCAGAAGGUCUUUGAAGGACAGGAAGUAUGCGUGGUGGAAGCAAUGAAGAUGCAUAAUAGCUUAUCAGCUGCUUCAACUGGAAUAGUCAAAGCCAUCCACUGUGCAGUAGGCGACAACAUUGGCGAAGACGACGUCAUUAUCGAGCUGGAAUAAAGCCAAAGGACUCAACGAA